UCAUUUGUUGUUCGUCAGCCGGCUUGCAGUGAAAAUUUGUUUAUGCGUGGAAAAAAUGCACAAUAAAUGAAUAAAUAAAAUGGAUACGCAAAUUUUAGAUGCCGUAAACGACUUUCUGAAAGUGGACUCCAUAGAUGAAGCGUUUGUAAGCGUCAUUUUAUUCAAGUCCGAGGAUGACAAGGCAAGCAAUUUUACAAAUAAUUUGAUCACCGCAUUCGGCAAUGUGGAAAAUCGGGAACAGGUUCUGCGCUCGUAUUUGCUGCGGGCCGCAGAAGCACCAAGCUACCACAUGCAGGUGCUGAUGGGCGCGCUGCCCAAAUUGGUGGAUGCACACCUAAUUACGGCAAGAAUGCUGUGCGACAAGGUUUUGUCCUGCGAGAAACUCGACUAUGAGCGCAAAACUUUUUGGAUCGAAAGUUUCCGGCUGAUCAAAAAGGUUAUCGCGCAUGUGGACUAUAAGGGCGUGCGUGAGAUCAUGAAGGCGUGUCGCGACAAGGCCCAAUGGUUUCCACUCAAUGUCAACGUCACAUAUCUACCCCAAUUGCUCGCCGUGGAAGAAAUCAUACGCUUUAUAUUCGAUCGUAACAACUGCCUGCUGCCCGCCUACUUCAUAGCCAAUGAAAUAAUGCGUCCGUUUCCCUAUCACUGGAAGCUUAACAAACUGAUGACUGAUUUUGUUGAGGAAUUCCGGGCUACAGCGCAAAUGGUUUCGAUCAUUGGCCAUGCAAAUAUGCUGCCCAUUGUGGAACAUUUUGGUUAUGCCGAUCACUUGAUGAACUCCUGGCGACUGGAUCACAACACCUUGAAGUUCAACUUUAAGGGCAGCCUGCCGUAUGAGCCGGAAUUGCUAGAGGAUCAGACGCCGUUGUUGCGCUAUGUGCUGGAGCAGCCGUAUUCGCGCGAAAUGGUUUCAGUCAUGCUCAAUCUCCAAAAGCAUCAGAAGCAGCGCUACAAUGCGCUCGAGGAGCAGCUGGUCAAUCUGAUAAUACAUGCUAUGGAAAUGACUGAAUCGAAUGAUGCCACUGCGGGCAGUGGCUUCAAUGCUACCGACGAACAAAUCUCGCCCAAUGAAUGGGUUUGGCUGCAUCUCUCCUCACAGUUGAUUUACUUUGUGCUCUUUCAAUUUGUCAGCUUUAUGCACAUUGUAUUGGCUUUGCAUGAGAAGCUAUCAAAGCUGGAGCUGCGCAAGGGUCGCGAUCAGCUGAUGUGGAUACUGCUGCAGUUCAUCUCAGGCAGCAUACAAAAGAAUCCCAUCACCAACUUUUUGCCUGUGUUCAGACUCUUCGAUCUGCUGUAUCCAGAACAGGAGCCACUUAAGCUGCCCGACUACAACAAGUCUUCCCUGGUGCGUCACAUGGCGCCCAUCUGCAUCUGGAUACAUCUAAUGAAAAAGGCGCGUGUUGAAAAUAUGAACAUAACACGACCGCUGCCAAUUGCGCUGAAAAACCAUCAAGACUUUCUGCAGCACCUGGUCGCGCCAAACAGCAUGAUGAACGUCACGUUGGGCAAUGAUUUUCGCAUUAUACUCAUCUGCAAUGCAUACUCAACGAAUCAGGAGUACUUUGCGCGACACAUGAAUGUAUUGCUGGAUGCCAUGAAUGGCAAUGCGAAGUCAGCGAACGGCACUCCGAUACCAGCUGUAACCUACUCCGUUUCAGUGCUGGACAGCCUGACGGUGCACAGCAAAAUGUCGCUGAUACACAGCUUUGUUACGCAAAUGCUGAAACAGGCGCAGAGCAAGACAUUGGUCCCGGCACCGGCGCUCAUUGAGACCUAUGCCAGAUUGCUGGUCUACACUGAGAUUGAGUCGCUGGGCAUCAAGGGUUUUCUGACUCAACUGCUGCCAACAGUCUUUAAGAAUCAGGCCUGGGCCAUGCUGCACACGCUAAUGGAAAUGUUCUCCUAUCGCCUGCACCAUGUGCCCACACACUAUCGCGUCCAGCUGCUCUCACUGCUCUACACACUCUCCUCAGUGCCGCCGACCAAUAAAAUGCAGUUGAAUCUGUGCUUUGAGUCCACUGCAUUGCGUUUGAUAACCAGCAUUGGCUCCGCUGAGUUUCAGUCACAGUUUUCGCGCUAUUUGAAUGACAAGUCGCCUGGUGGCGUUGCGUCCAAUGAGAGCGAGGAACUAAAUCGUGUCCUCAUCUUGACGCUGGCGCGUUCAAUGCACGUUCAUGGCGGCGGCGAUGAGUUGGCCGGCUGGUGCAAGGACUUCCUGUCCAACAUAAUGCAACACACGCCGCAUUCGUGGCCAAUGCAGUCGCUGGCAUGCUUUCCGCCCGCACUCAACGAGUACUUCACACAAAACAAUCAUCCGGCUGAGAACAAACAGCAGCUGAAAAAGUCCGUGGAGGAGGAGUAUCGCAAUUGGACAUCCAUGUCCAAUGAGAACGACAUCAUUGCCCACUUUAUCAGGCCCAACACAAAUCCGUUGUUCUUGUGUUUGCUUUUUAAAAUCAUAUGGGAAACGGAGAGCAUCAGUCCCGUGGCAUACAAAAUUCUGGAAGGGAUCAGCGCACGUGCCCUGUCCACACAUCUGCGCAAAUUCUGUGAUUAUCUGGUCGCCGAGGUCGCCAGCUCUUCGGAUGGACGUGACUUUAUACACAAAUGUGUGGAUACCAUCAAUAACAUGAUCUGGAAGUUCAAUGUGGUUACCAUCGAUCGCCUGGUGCUCUGCCUGGCGCUGCGCACGCACGAGGGCAACGAGGCACAAGUAUGUUUAAUCAUAAUUCAGUUGCUGCUGCUGAAAGCCUCCGAGCUGCGCAAUCGCGUGCAGGAAUUCUGCAAGGACAAUAAUCCUGAUCACUGGAAGCAAAGCAAUUGGCAUGAGAAACAUUUGCAAUUUCAUCAAAACUAUCCCGAGAAAUUUGCGCCGGAUGAGUCUGCGUCGCAAAUCCCGCUACCCGUCUACUUCAGCAAUGUCUGUCUGCGAUUCCUGCCAGUGCUCGAUGUGGUCGUGCAUCGCUUCAUUGAGCUAACCAUACCGAAUGUGCACCAAAUUCUGGGCAUCAUAUUGGAUCACUUGAGCAUACUCUAUAAGUUUCAUGAUCGUCCCAUUACCUAUCUGUACAAUACGUUGCACUAUUAUGAGCGCAUUUUGCGUGAUCGCCUGCCGCUGAAAAAGAAGCUGGUUAGCACCAUCACAAGCGCGUUUAGCGAGAUACGUCCCGCCAACUGGAGCGUCAGUGAGCCGUAUAAAGUUUAUCUGCAAAGUCAGGACGCUUUAUGGACGCCCGAGCUGAGCUACUACAUGAAUCUCAUUCGAAGAUUGGCUGACACUAUCAGCGGCAAGAAUGUCUUCUAUACCACCGAUUGGCGUUUUAAUGAGUUUCCUAAUGCACCCACCCAUGCGCUAUAUGUUACCUGCGUGGAACUGCUUGGCCUGCCUUUGGCGCCUUCGGUGGUUGCGGGCAACAUAAUCGAUGUGAUUGUUAAUGGUUACGCUGUGGUGCCGCAAAAGGAAAUACACAGCUACAUCAAUGCGGUGGGCAUUGUGCUGGCCGCCCUACCGGAACCCUACUGGAGUGCCAUUUACGAUCGCCUGCAGGACAUGCUAAACACGCCCAACAUGCUCAACUGGACAUAUCGUUUUAAUGCCUUUGAACUGUUCAACUUCAAGACUGUGCGAGAAGCCAUGCUGGAGAAAAGCUAUGCUGUGGUGCUGGCAGUGGCGCAUGCGGUGUUCCAUCACAUGGGCGCCUUCAAGCUGGCAGCCAUGACCAGAUACAUCAAAGAGAAACUGAAGCCCUGUGUGCGCACCGAGCACCAAUUGCUGUAUCUAUGCCAUGUCUUUGGACCGUUUCUGCAGCGCAUUGAGCAGGAGAAACCCAAUGCGGUCGCGGGCAUAGCCAUAUUCCUCUAUGAGAUGCUGGAAAAUGUAGACAAGCAGCAUGGACCUAAACCGUUGGAGUAUAUGGAUCAAAUUUGCGACUUUCUCUAUCACAUUAAGUACAUACACGUGGGCAAUAUUAUCAAAAACGAAUCGGAGGCAAUAAUCAAAAGGCUGCGACCGCAGCUGCAAAUGCGUCUGCGUUUUAUAACUCAUCUUAAUCUGGAGGACAUACACACAGAGAAGAUAGCUGACAGCAAUGCAAACACAACCGCAAAUGCAAAUCAUUCGCCAUUGCAAGCACAGCAGCAGCAGCAAGCUCAGGCUCAGGCUGUGGCAGCCACAACAACCAGCUUGCCACUGGGCAGCGGCGGCAGUACUCAACAGCAAAUGUACCUGCAACACAUGCAGCAGCAGCAGCAACAACAACAACAACAGCAGCAACAACAGCAACAACAACACUUGCAAAGCAUGGGCAUGCGUCACAACUAGACAGCAGCAAAUAAUACUACUAAAACAACAACAACAACUAGCUUUAGCUUAGGUUCUACGUAUUUAUUUAAGUAUGCAUAGGUUUAGUAACAGUCCGGAAUUCACAAUUAGCACAGCUCAGCUUAGGGAUC
Messenger RNA from Drosophila virilis, 4452 nucleotides. RefSeq names its product mediator complex subunit 23 (gene MED23). The record is from RefSeq and is a predicted model, not a curated record. Gene Ontology annotation, cellular component: mediator complex; transcription regulator complex. Gene Ontology annotation, biological process: regulation of transcription by RNA polymerase II; positive regulation of gene expression. NCBI's taxonomy places the organism in Eukaryota, Metazoa, Arthropoda, Insecta, Diptera, Drosophilidae.